CACCUGGUGGGGCAAAACAUUGGAAAGCACCCCAUGGCCUGGAAGAGCCUUUAUUUUCUGUAUUGAAAUCCGCGCAGUUCUCCCCUGCUAGUUUAAAGGAAGGCCGACGAGUUACGAAGUUCUACACACAUCGCCAUGAAUCCCGCCAUCGUCCUCCGCAAUGUCGCGCGCACAGCCACCAGACGCCCCGUCGUCGCCGCCGUACCCCGUCAGCGACUGCGAGCUGCUGCCGUCCAGGUGGCUGCGAGACGAUCUAUCUCAUCCACUGAAGUCGCAGGCCCGCCCGAUGCCCCCGCACCCAAGAAGAAGGAGGUCAAAUAUACCGCUGACUCCUACCCCAACAUCCAACGCAACUCGCAAUUCUCCAAAUUGACCCUCGAGGACGUCACGUACUUCGAAUCGAUAUGUCCCGUUGUGUCCAUCGACAAGGGCGCUAGCCAAGACGAGCUUGAGGCAUUCAACACCGACUGGAUGCGCAAAUACCGCGGACAGACCCGACUCGUCGUCAAGCCCAAAAGUACCGAGGAUGUCUCUAAAAUCAUCAAGCACUGCAAUGAGCGGAAACUCGCUGUCGUCCCGCAGGGUGGCAACACCGGGCUUGUCGGUGGCUCCGUUCCUGUCUUCGACGAGAUUGUCAUCAACAUGAGCAACAUGAACAAGGUCCGCUCGUUCGACGAGGUCUCGGGAAUCCUCACUUGCGAUGCGGGUGUCGUGCUCGAGGCGGCGGAUAGCUACCUCCGCGAGAAGGGGUACAUCUUCCCACUUGACCUGGGCGCGAAAGGAUCUUGCCACGUCGGUGGAAACGUCGCUACCAACGCUGGUGGUCUGCGGCUACUCCGGUAUGGCUCGCUCCACGGUACUGUGCUGGGUGUGGAGGUUGUUCUCCCCGACGGAAGAAUCCUGGACGACCUCUCUCUUCUCAGGAAGAACAAUACUGGAUACGAUUUGAAACAGCUGUUCAUCGGCUCCGAAGGAACGAUUGGAAUCAUCACUGCUAUCUCGAUCAUCUGCCCGCAGAAGCCCACGGCUCAGAACGUCGCCUUCUUUGCGGUUGAGUCAUACGAGAAGGCGCAGGAGAUCUUCGUCAAGACCAAACAGCAGCUCUCUGAGAUCCUCUCGGCAUUCGAGUUCAUGGACUCAAGCUCGCAAGCUUUCGUUAAGUUGGUUACCAGAAAAAAGCUGCCAUUGGAGACUCAGGCGCCAUUUUACGUUCUGAUAGAAACGAGCGGUAGCAACACUGAACAUGACAAAGAGAAACUCGAUACCCUCCUGGAGAACCUCAUGGAGAACGAAGACGUCAGCGACGGCACGGUCGCUGAAUCCGAGACUCAGAUGCGGGAGCUCUGGACAUGGCGUGAGGGUAUCGCCGAGGCGCUCGGCCACUACGGCGGAGUAUACAAAUACGACGUUUCCAUUCCUCUAUCGGAGCUGUACCUUCUCGUUGAAGACGUCCGCACGCGGAUGAAGGAAGUUGGCCUCCUCACCACGCCCGAGAACCCCGAGGGAAUUGUCGUCGACAUCGUUGGCUACGGGCACAUGGGAGAUUCCAACCUCCACCUGAACAUCCCCGUGCGCGGAUUCGAUAAGCGUGUUGAGAAGGCGUUGGAGCCGUUCAUUUACGAGUGGAUCCAGAAGAGGAGGGGAAGUAUCAGCGCGGAGCAUGGAUUGGGUGUCGCGAAGAGCGACUUUGUUGGGUACUCCAGAGGCGAGACGGAGCUCGGUGUCAUGAAGGCCAUCAAGGGACUGUUUGAUCCCAACGGUAUCAUGAAUCCGUACAAGUACAUCAAGGCAUAAAAGGGAAUGUUAAUUUUAGGAGGUUGGAGGCGGUGGAUGUAUAUACCUCAUUUUUAUGUGAGC
Tricharina praecox is the source of this 1857-nucleotide messenger RNA. Its product is annotated as D-lactate dehydrogenase 2. Gene Ontology annotation, molecular function: catalytic activity; FAD binding. The coding region runs from base 136 to 1794 and encodes 552 amino acids. The transcript is spliced from 3 exons. Gene Ontology annotation, cellular component: mitochondrion. Lineage: Eukaryota; Fungi; Ascomycota; Pezizomycetes; Pezizales; Pyronemataceae. The record is from RefSeq and is a predicted model, not a curated record.